Molecule: messenger RNA, 333 nt
Organism: Plasmodium fragile
Lineage: Eukaryota; Apicomplexa; Aconoidasida; Haemosporida; Plasmodiidae
Exons: 2
Coding region: 1-333 (110 amino acids)
Source: RefSeq, a predicted model, not a curated record
AUGAAUAGCAUAAAGGACAAACUUACCAAGGAAGUAAAAAACUUUAAAAGAACUGCGUUGCUUAGGGGAAGUCCUGCGUUCAGGAUUAGCGUAUGGUUUUCUGGAAUGACCCUUGGACUCGCCUGGAUUCUCAUAAGCGAGUACAAUAACCCGAAGAGCAACAACGUAUUCAUUAAAAAAAAGGAGGCAGAUUUUUUUACCAGAGAGGAAAUAGAAAAAUGGAACAAGCCGUACUACUCCAAAGGUGAUUACAACACAGUGGUUAUGGACUCCAACAUGACGGCAGACGAAAAAAGGAAACACAUCCUGAAGGGCAUAAAUAACGCCAAAUGA